AUGCCAAGUGCAAUGCCCUCUGGCUCCAGCUCCAGCCCUUCGGUCGUGGAGGUCCAGGCCAGCUCCCUGCAGUCGGGCCAGCCCCCCCCACCCCCCACCCCCUCGGGUACAGACCGCUGGAUCCUGCAGUGGCGCAACGCCAGCUCCGAGGCAGCCGCGGCAGCCUGCGCCGCCAGCGACUGCGGCCUGCGCUUCUCGCGCUCGGUGGGCGGCGACGCCGACCAGCUGGCGGCCGGCGCCGAGUCGCGGGCGGGGCGGUGGGGCCUGGACCGUGUGGACCAGUCCGCGCUGCCCCUGGACGGGCUCUACCACUACGCGGACGACGCGGCCACGGUCACCGUGUACGUCGUGGACACCGGCAUCCUGGCCAGCCACGAGGAGUUCCGGUCCUCGAGCGGCAACUCCACCAGCCGCGCGGCGGAGGCGUACACCACGCUCUCCUCCGGUACCCCGGGCUCGGACUGUCAGGGCCACGGCACGCACGUGGCGGGCGUGGUGGGCGGGCUCUCCUACGGCGUGGCGAAAGGUGUCGCGCUGAGGGCGGUGCGCAUGCUGGACUGCCAGGGGCAGGGACUGGUGUCCGAUGCGGUGGCCGCGCUGGACUGGCUGGCCGACAACGCGGCGCGCCCCGCGGUGGUCACGUUGUCGCUGUCCGGGGUGGAAAGCGUGGCGCUGGACCAAGCGGUGGCCGCCGCCGUGGCCGCGGGGCUGCACGUUGUCGCCGCGGCCGGCAAUGGCGACGUCGACGCCUGCAGCGUCAGCCCCGGGCGCGCCACCGCCGCGCUCAUCGUCGGCGCCUCCGACGAGCGCGACCGCCGCCUGUACGCCGGCGACGGCGUGGCGAGCAACUACGGCGCCUGCGUCGACCUGUUUGCGCCGGGGUCAAACAUCCAGAGCGCGGGCAUCACCUCGGACACCGCGUCGGCGUACCGGUCGGGCACGAGCCAGGCGGUGCCCUUUGUGGCGGGGGCGGCGGCGCUGGUGCUGCAGGACCAGCCCAGCCUGGCCCCCGCCGCGGUGGCCUCGCUGCUGCGGGACGGCGCCACGACGGGGAUAUCCACCAUGGCCAAGGUCAAGCUCGGAAUCAACGGCUUCGGCCGCAUCGGACGUCUGGUGGCCCGCGCCGCGCUGCAGAGCGACAAGGUUGAGAUCGUGGCCUACAACGAUCCCUUCAUCCAUGGCGAGUACGCCGCCUACAUGCUGAAGUACGACUCCGUGCACGGCGUGCUGGAGGGCGACAUCGUCGGCUCUGAGGAUGGCAUCUCCGUCAACGGCAAGAUGAUCCGCGGCUUCGACAAGAUGAAGGCGGAGGAGAUCCCCUGGGGCGAGGCCGGCGUGGACAUCGUCUGCGAGUCCACCGGCGUCUUCACCGACGUGGCCAAGGCCGGCGCGCAUCUGAAGGGCGGCGCCAAGCGCGUGGUCAUCUCCGCUCCCUCCCCCGACGCGCCCAUGUACGUGAUGGGCGUCAACCACACCGAGUUCGACGCGGCCAACGACACCGUGGUGUCCAACGCCUCCUGCACCACCAACUGCCUGGCCCCCCUGGCCAAGGUCAUCCACGACAAGUUUGGCAUCAAGGAGGGGCUGAUGACCACGGUGCAUGCCACCACCGCCACCCAGAAGACGGUGGACGGGCCGUCCAAGAAGGACUGGCGCGGCGGGCGUGCGGUGGGGAACAACAUCAUCCCCUCCUCCACCGGCGCCGCCAAGGCCGUGGGCAAGGUGCUGCCCGCGCUCAACGGCAAGCUGACGGGCAUGGCCUUCCGCGUGCCCACCCUGGACGUCUCCGUGGUCGACCUGACCGUGGUGCUGGAGAAGCCGGCCAAGUAUGCCGACAUCCUGGCCGCGCUGAAGGCUGCCUCCGAGGGCGAGCUGAAGGGUAUCCUGGGGUACACCGAGGACGCGGUGGUGUCCUCCGACUUCAUCGGCAACCCGCUGUCCUCCAUCGUGGACGCGCAGGCGGGUAUCCAGCUCAACGAUACCUUUGUCAAGAUCGUGUCCUGGUACGACAACGAGUGGGGCUACUCCAACCGCCUGGUCGACCUCGUCGCACACAUUGGCGCCUGA
Auxenochlorella protothecoides is the source of this 2067-nucleotide messenger RNA. Its product is annotated as Glyceraldehyde-3-phosphate dehydrogenase, cytosolic. Bases 1 to 2067 code for a protein of 688 amino acids. NCBI's taxonomy places the organism in Eukaryota, Viridiplantae, Chlorophyta, Trebouxiophyceae, Chlorellales, Chlorellaceae. Gene Ontology annotation, molecular function: oxidoreductase activity, acting on the aldehyde or oxo group of donors, NAD or NADP as acceptor; NADP binding; serine-type endopeptidase activity. The transcript has 9 exons. The record is from RefSeq and is a predicted model, not a curated record. Gene Ontology annotation, biological process: glucose metabolic process; proteolysis.